Messenger RNA from Triplophysa rosa, 1122 nucleotides. Its product is annotated as dr1-associated corepressor. The record is from RefSeq and is a predicted model, not a curated record. Gene Ontology annotation, biological process: negative regulation of transcription by RNA polymerase II; transcription by RNA polymerase II; positive regulation of transcription by RNA polymerase II. Lineage: Eukaryota; Metazoa; Chordata; Actinopteri; Cypriniformes; Nemacheilidae. The coding region runs from base 93 to 560 and encodes 155 amino acids. Gene Ontology annotation, cellular component: nucleus; negative cofactor 2 complex. Gene Ontology annotation, molecular function: transcription coactivator activity; protein heterodimerization activity; RNA polymerase II general transcription initiation factor activity. The transcript has 7 exons.
CCUGUGAAAGGUAAACAAAUGGCGACCUCGACCUGCACUUCAAGCCGUAAAAUGAUUCAAAAUGUAAGCCGAAUCCGCAUAUACCGUUCAAAAUGCCCGGACAUAAGAGAAAAUAUAAUGUUCGCUUUCCACCCGGACGCAUCAAGAAAAUUAUGCAGAAAGAUACAGAGGUUGGACGGAUCGCUGCAGCUGUACCGGUCAUCAUAUCUAAAGCUUUAGAAAUCUUCCUCAAGUCUCUUCUCACCAUGACCAAUAAAAUAAUCCAGUCAAGGAACAGCAGAGUGAUGUCCAUCAGUCACAUGAAACAGUGUAUUCAUUCAGAGAAGUUGUUUGACUUCCUGAAAGAUCUGGCAGAUCAGGCAUCUACGGCAUCAACAUCGGAGUGCAAAACUAAGGGCAAAUGGCAGUCACACAGGAAACGUUGGCAAAGUGUGUCGAUAAAAGCCAGGUCACCUGAGAGGGAGGAGUCACCCCAGAAAUCCACCGAUGAUCUGGUCAUCAACAGUGAUUCGUCCAGUGAAUCUGAGCUUUUCAUCUGUUUGGAAACUCAUUCACCAUGACAGGCCUAUUGAAAAGUAACACUAGAUCCACCAGUCUCUCAUACAGAAAACUGCAGUAUUAUUUAUGAAGACCCAACAUCUUUUUGGGGGGGUGAUGUUAAUUCUUAGCAUCUGACAUAAAUAUAUAGAAUUUUUUUAUUUGUUCAUUUGAUUUGCUGUUUUGUUAGAUUGAAUUUAUGGAUGACAUUGUUUUCAUAGGAACUGUCACUGAGUAAUUAAGUUUUAAAUUUUGUUAAGGAGGAAAGUCAUUUGUUUAUUAUAUAAUAGAGACAUUUUGGUAGUUAGCAGCUCCAGUAAUUUUCUUUCAGUUGGAUUCAUAAUUAAAACUGUAGUUUGAAUGGUCUAGUGUUUACAAUCUAACAUGAUUUUGAGCAAUGAAUUAAAUAAUAAUAGAGAGAAUAGAUAAAUAUGUAUAUUAUUGUCUUUCUAACGGUCUUAAAACAGGUCAGUGGCUUAUUCUGAUGGUUUAGGAGGUUAAGCAGCAUACUGUAACCAAAAUGUCAAUUGUAUUUUCUAGUAAAUGUUCUAUAAAAUAUAUUUUAAGAUUAUGUUGAUAUUACAC